AUGUCGCUCCUAUCUGGCGUCGAAAUCUCAAACGACUGCCUAACCGCAUACAAAAACCUCGUAUUCACACGCGGCGCCGCAAAACCCACUUUCAUCAUCUACCGCAUCUCCGACGACGAGCAGUCCAUUAUCGUCGAAGACACCUCGACCGAGAAAGACUACGAGGUAUUCCUGCAGAAACUCACUUCUGCUGUUGAUGCCGAGGGGAAACAUGCCCCGCGCUAUGCGGUUUAUGAUGUGGAGUAUGAUUUGGAGGAGGGUCGACGGGCGGCUACUGUCUUUAUCACCUGGAUGCCGGAUUCGACUUCGACGCGGACCCGUAUGCUCUAUGCCUCCACCACGGAGCAGCUUCGUCGUGCCCUGAAUGUCAGGGUCUCCAUCCACGCGGACGACCCGCACGAUAUUGAAUGGAAGGCUAUCAUGAGCCACAUGCUGGGUAGACGGAUUUAG
Messenger RNA from Aspergillus puulaauensis, 450 nucleotides. Its product is annotated as actin-binding ADF family protein. The transcript is spliced from 5 exons. Gene Ontology annotation, cellular component: actin cytoskeleton; cytoplasm; actin cortical patch. Gene Ontology annotation, molecular function: actin filament binding. Bases 1 to 450 code for a protein of 149 amino acids. Gene Ontology annotation, biological process: cell motility; actin filament depolymerization; actin filament severing. Lineage: Eukaryota; Fungi; Ascomycota; Eurotiomycetes; Eurotiales; Aspergillaceae. The record is from RefSeq and is a predicted model, not a curated record.